This is a messenger RNA of Caenorhabditis remanei, 3243 nucleotides long. RefSeq lists its product as uncharacterized. Bases 1 to 3243 code for a protein of 1080 amino acids. The record is from RefSeq and is a predicted model, not a curated record. NCBI's taxonomy places the organism in Eukaryota, Metazoa, Nematoda, Chromadorea, Rhabditida, Rhabditidae. Gene Ontology annotation, molecular function: protein binding. The transcript has 10 exons.
AUGCGCCUCAUUCUUUCGAUUGUUCUACUUGCCACGUGGCAAGUAGUUCACAUCGAUACACGAGCACCCACUUUUCCCGACAAACUACAUACAUCAACGACAUCAGAAGAACCACGAGGAGAUCAUGUGUGUACAGUAAAGACGAUUGUCGAUGACUACGAACUCCGAAAAGUAAUCCAUAAUGUUGUAUAUAACGAUACGGAACAAUGUCUCAAUCCUCUCACUGGAUUCCAAUGUGUUGUUGAAAAACGUGGACAAAAAGCCUCAUAUCAACGACAACUGGUAAAGAAAGAGAAAUAUGUGAAGCAGUGUUGUGAAGGAUAUUAUCAAACGAAAGAGCAUUUCUGUUUGCCAGAUUGUAAUCCACCAUGUAAAAAAGGAAAAUGUAUUGAGCCGGGAAAAUGCGAAUGUGAUCCUGGGUUCGGUGGCAAAUAUUGUGCCAGCUCCUGUGCUCCCGGCACAUGGGGUCUUGGAUGCUCGAAAAAAUGCGACUGUGAAAACGGAGCCAACUGUGAUCCAGAACUCGGUGAUUGUAUUUGUUCAUCCGGGUUCCGUGGAAAACGUUGUGAAGAAGAAUGUCCAGAUGAUAAAUGGGGACCAAACUGUCUCAAAUCGUGUCCAUGCCAAAACGGUGGAAAGUGCAAUAAAGAAGGAAAAUGCAUCUGUGCCGACGGAUGGGGUGGAGAAUUCUGUCUCAAUAAGUGUGAGGAAGGUAAAUUCGGAGCGGACUGCAAAUUCGAAUGCACAUGUCAAAAUGGAGCCACAUGUGACAACACAAAUGGAAAGUGUCUUUGUAAAUCUGGAUAUCAUGGGGCGUUAUGUGAACAUGAAUGCUCCGUCGGAUUCUACGGAGCCGGAUGUACAGAAAAGUGUCAAUGUUUGAAUAAUCAAGAUUGCGAUAGUGUCACUGGAGAAUGCAAAUGUAUCGGAUGGACUGGAAAACAGUGUGAUAUUGGAUGUGCACGUGGAAGAUUCGGGCUUCAAUGUAAACAGAAAUGCACGUGUCCUGGAUUGGAAUUCCAGGACUCAAAUGCCUCCUGCGAUGCUAAAACCGGUGAUUGCCAGUGCGAGUCCGGGUACAAAGGUCCGAAAUGUGACGAACGAAAAUGUGAACCAGAUCAGUACGGUGCGGAUUGCUCGAAACAAUGCACAUGCAUCAUGUCGAAUACUGUAAUGUGUGCACCAAACACUGGAUUCUGCCGAUGCAAACCUGGAUUCUAUGGUGAUAACUGUGAGCUCGCUUGUUCCAAAGACUCUUAUGGACCAAACUGUGAAAAACAAGCGAAUUGUGAUUGGGAUCACGCCUCUGAAUGUGACCCAAGUAGUGGAAAAUGUGUAUGCAAAGCUGGAAGAACCGGAGCUAAUUGCUCAGAGCCGUGCCCUAUCGAUUUCUACGGACCAAACUGUUCUCAACAGUGUCAAUGUAAUAACAGAGGUGUUGGAUGCAACGGAUCUGAUGGAAAAUGUCAAUGUGAUCCUGGAUGGACUGGACACAGAUGUGAACUACACUGCCCAGCAGAUACUUUCGGAGCUAACUGCGAGAAAAGAUGUCAGUGUCCAAAGGGUGUUGGAUGCAAUCCAGUAACCGGAGAGUGCACGUGUCCACCGGGACUCCAAGGUGCUAAAUGUGAUAUAUCAUGUCCAGAAGGAUCAUACGGACCAGGAUGCAAAUUACAUUGUAAGUGUGUCAAUGGAAAAUGCGAUCCCAAAUCCGGAGAAUGUAAGUGUUCGGAAGGAUUCUCUGGAGCAGAUUGCUCUACCACGUGCCCUCAAGGAAAAUAUGGAGAUUCUUGUGAACUGUCAUGCACUGGAUCAUGCAAAGAUGCUCAUUGCUCCAAACAAACCGGCAAGUGCAUAUGUCCGCUUGGAACGAAAGGAGUGUCUUGUGACCAAUCAUGUGAAGCGAACACUUUUGGAUACCAAUGUCAACAGACUGUGACACCAUCCCAAUGUGCAUCAACUGACCCAAAGAACGGAGUCUGCUUAGCGUGUCCUCCAGGAUCUUCUGGAAUUCAAUGUGAACACAACUGCCCGAUCGGUCUCUUUGGUGCCCAAUGUGCUCAAGAAUGUACAUGCGCAGACGGUCAUGGUUGUGACCCAAUCACUGGAGAAUGUAUCUGCGAGCCUGGUUACCAUGGAUCUACCUGUUCCGAAAAGUGUCCAGAAGGAAAGUUCGGUUACGAGUGUACACAGGAUUGCCCUAAAUGUGGACCUGGAUCGACUUGUGAUCAUAUCAAUGGACAAUGUGUGUGUCCCGCUGGACUCGAAGGUGCUCUCUGUACAAGACCAUGUUCUGCAGGAUUUUGGGGAAACAGUUGUCGACAGGUGUGUAGAUGUACAUCUGAGUUCAAGCAGUGUAAUGCACAGACUGGGGAAUGCAGUUGUCCGGCAGGAUUCCAAGGAGAUCGAUGUGACAAACCGUGUGAAGACGGUUACUAUGGACCAGAUUGCAUCAAGAAGUGUAAAUGUCAAGGAACCGCGACUGCUUCGUGCAAUCGAGUGUCGGGAGCCUGUCACUGUCAUCCAGGAUUCACCGGAGAGUUUUGCCAUGCAUUGUGUCCCGAGUCUACAUUUGGUUUGAAAUGUUCUAAAGAAUGUCCCAAAGACGGAUGCGGUGACGGGUACGAAUGUGAUGCAGCUAUCGGAUGCUGCCACGUGGAUCAAAUGAGUUGUGGUAAAGCGAAACAAGAAUUCGAAGCUUUGAACGGUGGUGGGAAGUCAUCUGGUGCCACGUGGUUCUUCAUUCUUUUGAUUAUUGCAUUGUGUGGAGUACUAGGAUUGGUUGCAUUAUUCUACAGAAAUAAGUAUCAAAAAGAAAAGGAUCCAGAUAUGCCAACUGUUUCGUUCCAUAAAGCUCCAAACGCUGAUGACAAUCGUGAAUUCCAGAACCCUCUUUAUUCUCGUCAAUCUGUUUUCCCAAAUACUGGAGCAUUCGGAACAUCCGAAAAUAAUACAGGAAAUCCAACAGGAUUACUGACGUUGGAAGAAGAAGAACUUGAGAAUAAGAAGAUUCACGGUGGAAGAAGUAGCAAUCGAAAUAACGACUACGCUUCCCUUGACGAAGUCGCUGGUGAAGGACCAUCGACAUCGUCUGGAAUCAAUAGCAGAAGAGGUGUGAAUUCAUCAUCCGAUGAACAUCAUCGACGCCCUCUUCUACAUCCAGAAGAGGACGAUGAAGAUUUCGACGAACCGUACGAGAACCAGAAUCCGUCUGCGACACAACGAACAACUGAUGGUUUAUGA